AUGCAGCCAUUCCGUGUUUCAACAGAGAUGCUGAGCGGAACUGAAGACAGAUUGCAGUUCUUAGAGGGUCAUCAUGUGCCUGUGAGAUCCCCCUGCAACCCACCCGUCCCCAGCACCACGCCCCCCACACCGCCUCCCGUCACCAAAGACGAGAAUAGCAACGUCAAGGACAGUCCCGUUGACUGCAAGCCUACGAGCACCACUACAGGCACCAGUACAGUCGUUACUAUCACAGAGUCGCAGACGAAGGUGACGGAAGCGUCACCGUGCUCUGGCGAGCAGUCGAUGGCAGAGCUGCGGAGAUACAGGACCGCCUUCACCAGAGAGCAAAUCACUCAUUUGGAAAAGGAAUUCCUGAGGGAGAAUUACAUCAGUCGACCAAGACGGUGUGAACUGGCCCAGGAGCUGGGGCUUCCCGAAGCCACUAUCAAGGUCUGGUUCCAAAAUCGACGCAUGAAGGACAAACGUCAGCGACUUGCUCUAGUCUGGCCCUACGCUGACCCAACCCUCACUGCCUAUAUACUUCAUGCCGCUGCUGCUGCCGCCGCGGCCGCUGCUACCUACCCACCAUACUUCGCCAACACUUCCCCGUGGGCCGCCGCCGCCGCCGCUGCAAGAGCGCAGCCUCCAGGGUACACCAGCCCUGCACACACUCCCUCGAUGUCAAGAUUCAGUCCAUAUCCCCGGCCACACCCGUCUAUUCCUUCCCCGCCGUACAGCAGACCCUUAGGCCUCCCCAUCCCUGUAAUGUCACCAACUCCCGUAAUUCAAAGCAUGAACGGCCACCUACCCACUUGCCCCGCCCGAGAAUCCCCGAAAGUGGGCGGCGAUGGGUGUUUAUGCGGUCUAUUCUAUCCCAGUCUAACCCACGCCCAAACACUCACCCCACCCACUGCCUCUCGAACACACUCUGAACCCCCGUCGCCUCCUGUUAUUUCGGAUCGUAGGAGCCCCCUAGUCAGCCCGGAGGACAGGGGCGCCUCCCCCAAGCAACGUAAGGUGCCUCGCCUAUUGUUCCAGCCAUAUAGGGAUGACCUGGUGUCGUGAGGCUGCCCGUCCCUAGCAACAA
Molecule: messenger RNA, 1069 nt
Organism: Cherax quadricarinatus
Lineage: Eukaryota; Metazoa; Arthropoda; Malacostraca; Decapoda; Parastacidae
Product: homeobox even-skipped homolog protein 1
Biological process (GO): regulation of transcription by RNA polymerase II
Cellular component (GO): nucleus
Molecular function (GO): RNA polymerase II cis-regulatory region sequence-specific DNA binding; DNA-binding transcription factor activity, RNA polymerase II-specific
Source: RefSeq, a predicted model, not a curated record